Messenger RNA from Mytilus californianus (California mussel), 9707 nucleotides. RefSeq names its product dnaJ homolog subfamily C member 13-like. Lineage: Eukaryota; Metazoa; Mollusca; Bivalvia; Mytilida; Mytilidae. The coding region runs from base 154 to 6885 and encodes 2243 amino acids. Gene Ontology annotation, biological process: regulation of early endosome to late endosome transport; endosome organization; receptor-mediated endocytosis. The record is from RefSeq and is a predicted model, not a curated record. Gene Ontology annotation, molecular function: protein binding. The transcript is spliced from 57 exons. Gene Ontology annotation, cellular component: endosome membrane.
AUGGCAGCCGCCAAGUCAAAGUUUCUGAUGCAGAUUUAUUUAGAUGUUUUUGAUUGAUAUUUGUUUUGAUGUAAUAGCUUAACGUGCUUAAUCUGUAGACUAUUCGAGUCUUGCAGGAAGCUUGUCACCGAAAUAGUUGAUUAAGGUGACAAGAUGUCGUCAAUGAAAGAUAACCAGGAUGUGGCGUGUUAUUUCAUAACAAAGCACUCAUGGAAAGGGAAAUAUAAAAGAAUAUUUUCAGUGGGUACACUAGGCAUAACAACAUAUAACCCACAGUCCUUGGAAAUAACUAAUCAGUGGCCGUAUAGUGAGUUUGUUGGUAUCGUACCAAAUGUAAAAGCUCCGGGGAAUAAUGAGUUUAUCAUCACCAUGAAGAAAGGACCAAAGAAGACAGACUCCAUGAAGUUUUCUACGGACCACAGAGCUGACUUACUAACUGAAGCACUGAGAUUUAGGAGCAAGUUUGCUGAAGUGAACCAUACCCCAAAGAGGUUUAAUGCAUUCAAACAACACUGGUCAGAGUCAAGAGUUCCUGUGAUCUUGGAGGUCAACCAGGCCUCAUUGGAUCAGAUAGAUCCAUCAACCAAUAAAAUCCUUUGUUCCUAUGACUACAAAGAUAUGGAAGGACUGAUACAGAUGUCAGGAGAUUUACCUGGUGGAGUAUGUGUAGCUCAUGGUGGAUUUACAAGAUUGCAUCUGUUUGCUCUAGAUCAGCGGGAAGCUUUAAUAAAAAGUGUAAUGGAGUCAGCAGCAGCAUAUGUAGGAAUCUCUGUCAAACAGAGAAAAGACCCUGUUGGUUUAGAUCAGUUUGCCACUCAUAGACUUGGCAAAUACAGCAAUGAUGAAGCCCUCACAUCAUACACAGAAUUCAUGGUUCAGAAGAUCUCUCCACGGCAUUCUGACUCCGUCAGACGGACACUUUGUUUAACAGAAACCUGUUUGGUUGAACGUGAUCCUGCUACAUACAAUGUGGCUACACUAAAGCCUCUCUGUGAUAUUUUUGCAAUUAUUAGGGACCAAGAAAACCCACAAAAGUUCAGCGUUGAGUAUGUUAAAGGUGCAAUAAGAACUUAUCAAUCCACUGACAGGGACGCCUUAAUUGCCUCUGUUUUGGAUGGGGUCAGAGCAUCUGGUAAUAGGGAUGUCUGUGUUAAAAUGAAAUUUACAUCCAGAGGUUGUCGCCUAGGUCCAUUUACAGUACCAGUAGAUGAAGAAGUGGAAAGUCAGCAUUUAAAAUUCUUCUCUGUACCACCAGUUGGAAUGACCUUUGAUGAAGUAGUGUCCAGAUUUAACAGUAAUAUUUCAUACAGUGGACUCCUCCAUGCUGUUACACAAGAUGGUCUGUUUGCCGAGAACAAAGAAAAACUAAUUAAUGGGGCCCUAUCAGGUCUGCUAGAGAGAGAAGGAGAUCAAACAGUUAUUUCUUCUGAGUCUUUAGAAGCUCAGUUUUCUGCACUCAGGAGAUUGGUAGCUUCAAAAGCAGGCUUCCAAGCUUUUACAAGACUACCAAGAAUGAGAGAAAAAGUUGGUGUGAAAGUGGUCAAAGCAAUGAAGCGUAAAGACCAUGGUGUUACACAUGCAGCUGUUGACAUGUUGUGUGCAUUGAUGCAGCCUAUGCAUGAUGACUAUGAUCUCAGACAAGAACAACUGAACAAAAGUUCCUUACUUUCAUCCAGAAAAUUUUUAGAAACCCUGUUGGAAAUGUUUAAUGAACAUGUGGUACAUAGUUCAGGAGCUUUAGUGAUCUCAGCCAUGUUGGAUUUCCUGACAUUUUCCCUUUGCUCUCCCUACAGUGAGACAACAGAUGGGGACCAGUUUGAUAACUUGUUAGAGACAGUGGCUUGUAAUGGCAGAAUUGUCUUCAAACUCUUUCAGCAUCCUUCUAUGGCCAUUGUUAAAGGAGCAGGUUUAGUGAUGAAAGCCAUCAUUGAGGAGGGUGAUAGUGAAAUAGCAGCAAAAAUGCAGGAACUAGCUUUAGCUGAAGGAGCUUUACCAAAACAUCUACACACAGCAAUGUUUACACAGAGUGCAGACAACAGGAUGCUUACAAAUAGACAGCUGAGUCGUCACUUGGUAGGAUUAUGGGUAACAGGCCAUCCCACAGCAAUGGGUCUGCUUAAAAGAGUUGUACCUGGAGGAUUGUUGUCAUACUUAGACUCUGAAGAAGAAGUACCUGUUAUAGAGAAUGACAAACUCAAUGUACGAGAUAAUCUCAAGCUGGCCCAAGAUAUUCAGAACAAAAACAGACGAAAUCCAAACAUAGUGAUGAUAGAGAAAAAAGUAGAUGAAUUUCUACAGCAUUGGAGAGCUAGGAUUGGGUUACAGAAACAAAAGCAGCAAAAUGAUAUAAAGCCAGUGGUGUUGAGGAAAAGAAGAGAGAGAAUUAAAAGUGAAGCAAAUUGGCAAUUGUUUUAUUACCACUUUAACCGUGACCAUGCUAAACCAAAUCUCAUCUGGAAUUACAAGACAAGAGAAGAAUUACGAGAAUGUUUAGAGAAUGAAAUGAGAGCCUUUGCUGUCGACAAGGAACUAGGAGCCAAAUGUGUGAUAGGGUGGAACCAUAAGGAAUUUGAAGUGCCAUAUGUCUGUCUUAGUGAUGAAAUUAAAAUAGGUGAUUACUAUCUGCGUCUGCUGCUUGAGGAAGAUGACAAUGAAUCGGAAGAGACCAGUGCCAUUAAACGAUCCUAUGAAUUUUUCAAUGAUCUGUACCAUAGAUUUUUAUUGACACCAAAAAUUCCCAUGAAAUGUAUGUGUCUACAGGCCAUGACUAUUGUGUAUGGGAGAUGUCAUGAAGAAAUCGGAGCAUUUAAUGAUACAAAAUAUAUGGUUGGAAUGCUUGAAAGGUGUACAGACAAACUGGAAAGAGACAGAUUAGUUUUAUUUUUACAGAAAUUAAUUCUACAUCCUAAAAAUGUGAAAGAAAUUAUGGAUGCUAAUGGAAUUAAAGUACUAGUUGACCUCUUAACCUUAGCUCAUUUACAUACGUCCAGGGCAACAGUCCCAUUACAGAGCAAUGUGAUAGAAGCUGGAGCAGACAUGAAGAGAGAAACAGAGAAAGAAUGGUAUUAUGGAAACAAAGAUAAAGAAAGACUUGGACCAUAUAGUUUUGAUGAGAUGAAAGAUUGGUGGGAAGAAGGUGUAGUUCAUGCAAAGACUAGAUGUUGGGCACAAGGAAUGGAUGGCUGGCGACCAUUACAGUCUGUGCCGCAACUGAAAUGGACAAUACUGGCCACUAGUCAACCAGUCUUGAAUGAAAGUGAUCUGGCCUGUUUAAUACUCAAUAUGUUGAUCAAAAUGUCUGGAUACUAUCCUAGCCGGGAUGCUGAUGGUGCAAUAAUCCGACCACUGCCAAGAAUCAAUAGAUUAUUGUCAGACCCUGUUUGUCUUCCUCACAUAGUUCAGUUGUUAUUAACCUUUGACCCCAUUUUAGUGGAGAAGAUUGCCAGUUUAUUGUAUGACAUUAUGCAGGACAAUCCAAACAUAUCACGUCUGUAUCUCACAGGUGCUUUUUAUUUUAUGAUGAUGUACACUGGAUCAAACGUUUUACCUGUAGCCAGAUUCAUGAAAUAUACCCAUGUCAGUCAAGCAUUCAGAUCAGACGAGAAAAAAAGUUCUGACAUCAUGAACAGAAGUGUGCUCGGUCACAUAUUACCAGAGGCCAUGGUCUGUUAUUUAGAGAAUUACUCAGCAGACAAAUUUGCUCAGAUAUUCUUGGGAGAAUUUGAUACUCCAGAAGCUAUCUGGAAUACAGAAAUGAGGCGACUUAUGAUAGAGAAGAUUGCGUCACACAUCGCUGACUUUUCACCACGUCUCCAAAGCAACACACGAUCUUUGUACCAGUAUUGUCCUAUACCAGUCAUAAACUAUCCACAAUUAGAAAAUGAACUGUUUUGUAAUAUAUAUUAUCUUAAGCAUCUCUGUGAUCACCAAAGAUUCCCUGAUUGGCCUAUUAAGGAUCCUGUUAAAUUAUUAAAAGACAUUUUAGAAGCAUGGAAGAAAGAAGUAGAGAAGAAACCACCAACCAUGUCAAUAGAUGAUGCACUGACUGUAUUACAUUUACAGAAAGGUGUUGGAGGUCAUGAUGAGGCAAAAAUUAGAAAAGCUUACUUCAAACUAGCCCAGAAAUACCAUCCAGAUAAAAAUCCUGAGGGCAGGGAUAUGUUUGAAAAAGUAAACACAGCAUAUGAAUUUUUAUGUAGUAAAUCAAGAUUAAAAGAUGGUCCAGACCCACAGAACAUUGUGCUAAUACUUAAAGCCCAGUCCAUUUUAUUUAGAAGGCACAAGGAAGAAUUACAACCAUACAAAUAUGCUGGAUACCCAAUGUUGAUCAAAACAAUCAGAAUGGAGACGAAUGAUGACCAGCUGUUCUCAAAGUCAGCGCCAUUACUGUCAGCAGCAACAGAGUUAGCAUACCAUACCGUCAACUGUUCUGCCUUAAAUGCAGAGGAGUUACGAAGGGAACAUGGUAUUCAGGUCUUACAAGAAGCAUUUGACAGAUGUAUGAAUGUACUCAAUCAAUCAAGUAAACAUGAAGAUACAGCAGUACAGGUGUGUACACAUGUAGUGAAAUGUUAUGCUGUAGCUUCACAGUUUGAAGGAUGUCGAGAGAAGAUACAAGAAAUACCGGCCAUUAUUAAAAAUAUCUGUAGAAUAUUGUAUUACAAAAACCUGCCAAAAUUGUGUUCUGAAGUUGCACUGUGUAUUAGUGCCUUUUCUGUGGACUUCUGGUUACAGACCAAUCUCUUCCAAUCAGGUGUGCUUUACCAUUUACUGCUGUACUUGUUCAAUUAUGAUUAUACAUUAGAAGAGGGAGGUGUAGAGAAGAGCGGAGAAAGUAACCAACAGGAAGUUGCCAACCAGUUAGCUCGUCUGUGUGUUAGAGCUUGUGGAAGGUUAGGUGGAUACUUUCCAGAAAGCUCAGGAUUAGAAACACCAGAAAAUGUACCUGUGAAGAAAUCGUUGUCAGCUAUAUUGACUCCAUAUUUAUCUAGAAAACUGUCUCAAGAAAAUCCAUCAGAGCUGCUGAAAUAUCUGAAUUGUAACACAGAGAAUCCUUACCUUAUAUGGGACAAUGCCACUAGGGGGCAGUUGAAUGAAUAUCUUAUGGACCAACAGCAAAAUGUUAUAAAAACAGGAGAAUGUGACCAGAAUUACGGGGCUGAUUUUGUUUACGAUAUCCAUGCCAAAGAAUUAAUAGUAGGAGAAAUCUUUGUUAGAAUUUAUAAUGAGCAGCCAACUUUUCCUUUAGAUAAUCCCAAAGGUUUCACAAUAGAUCUCCUAGAUUACAUGGGAUCUCAAGCUCAGUAUCUUCACUCACUAAUGAUGUUGCAAAAACAGAGUCAAAAUUCUAGUCAGAAAAAACAAGGAGACCGCCUUCUGCAUGUGGAAAUGGCUUUAGAAGGUCUACGUAAUGUAAUAAAAAAUAAUCCAGGUGUAGAAAUACAGUGUAUAGGACAUUUUAAGUUACUGUUUAGUCUUCUUAGAUUAGAUGAUUGUGCCAAACUACAACAAUGUGCUCUCGAGGUUGUAAACAAUGUAACAACAAACCAGGAGUGUGUGAAUGACAUUGCUGCCUCAGAAGUGUUGUCCUAUUUACUAUUAGCUAUUAACAUGCUUCCUAACUGCCGAUUACUAACCUUAGAAAGUUUAUUUGCUUUAAUGUCCAAUACUAAGAUAGUGAAGGAAGCUAUGGCAAAAGGAGCUGUGAUAUAUUUAUUAGAUUUAUUUUGUAAUUCAACAAAUCCAAAUGUGCGUGAAAAGACUGCCGAACUUUUAUCAAAAAUGUUAUCAGAUAAACUUGUUGGGCCUAAGGUCCGGAUAGUGUUGUCUAAAUUUCUUCCUCCAAUAUUCAUGGAUGCUAUGAGAGACUCACCUGAGGCUAGUGUUCAUAUGUAUGAAGGAACUCAUGAAAACCCUGAAUUAAUCUGGAAUGAGGAAUCCAGGGAUAAAGUGUCUGAUGUUGUGAAAAAAUUGAAAAAUAAUCAUUUUAAAGCUCAGCGAGAAAAUCCAGACUCCCGAUGGAGCCUAAGAGAAGAUUUUGCCGUAGUUUAUACAGACGUAGCAGGGGAGCUAACUAUUGGUGGUGUCUUCCUCCGAUUGUUUAUUGCCAACCCUGGAUGGGUGCUGCGGAAACCAAAGGAAUUUUUAACAGAGUUGAUGGAGAAAUGGGCAGAGCUUACAAAAAUACAAAAUGCAGAUGGAGAAGUAUUGGAAACCGUGACAACAGCAAUAGUUUAUUUGUUUACCUCACAACCUGUGAUGUUGGAUCAACUUCCACAAUUAGGUUACAUUCCAAAAGUGUUCACAGCUAUGUCUCAUCGGAACAAUGCCGUACCACGCUCAGCUAUACAAGUUGCUCAUCAGCUUGCUCAUAAUGAGAUAUGUAUACGAAGUAUGGCACAGAUAGAAUGUAUCGGUGCUUUAAAAGUUGGUAUGAAAGCUAGAAGAGAUUCUAUUGCUCUGGCAGCUGAAGCAUUGGGUAAAAUGUUUGAUAAAGGUGAAGAAGAACUUGUUUCACAGGCUUUAAAAACCGAAUUAGUUCCAUUCUUGCUAAAACUGCUUGAAGCAGGACUAGAGGCUAUAGAUAAUCCUUCAGCAACAAAAGCUCAGAUUGUCAAGGCUCUGAAAGCCAUGCAAAGAAGUUUGUUAUAUGGGGAACAGAUAACUGGUAUUUUAGAAAAGUCCACAGUAUGGCGAGAUUAUAAGGAUCAGAAACAUGACCUAUUUAUAUCAGAUACACCAAUAGCAGGCUACCUUACAGAAGGAAAAGCAGGGCCAACAGGACCAAGUGUGGCUGGAUAUCUUACUGCGGGAACAAGGUCGACAAUGCCGGACCAGCCCCCACCAACAGAUAGAGAAGAGAGACACAAUAGUCUGCUAGACUAGAGACUGGUCUGAUACUUUUAUCAAGAAAUCAAACAGAGUAUGAAAGUUCAGCAUUCAUAUUUAAAAGAACAAAUUUGAUAUUUAAAGUGCUAGUCUUUGUAUAAGGGCUGUUCCAGAAUUAAACUCAUGGGGGGGACAUGGGAGGCUAUUUGUAAGACCCUGAGUACCCAUGAAAUAAAGUUUUUCAUUUUACUUAUAAUUCUUACAAAAUUCUAAGGAAAGUGUGACUACCCAUUUUUUAUUGACUUGAGUGCCUCCCACCCCUCCCCAGAAUUUUUUUAACAGCCCUCAGAAUAGGGAAAUAAUAAUGUUUUAUAAAACCAAUGACAUUUUUGUCAGUUAUUUAAUAUUACCGCUUUCAGCAAUUUUUGCUUCUUAAUUUUUUAUUGAUUGCAGUAUGUGGUGCAAAUUAGUGAAAAUGUCCACUUUCAAAAAUGUGUACAAAUGUGAAAUUGUGCUGGAAUAUAUUUCAAUAUAUAUUGAUUUUAUUUUUGCCCCAGGUCAUCCCGCUAAUUAAAGGGGAUUAAGUGCUUUUCUUUCAAAAAACGUAAUAUUCCAUGUUCAAUGCUAGAUUUCCCUGGCUUAUGCAGGAGGGUGGAAUAUUACUGAAAAAAACUAUAUAUCUAUCAUAUGUUGGAUCAAAGAAAGAGCACUUGUUAAUCUAGUUGUUUCCCUUUACAUUAGGUAACUUAGCAACCCUUAAUGCAAAGGUUCAUUUUUCAGUAGCCAUGUUUUUUUCUUGAAUUAUUAUGGUGGUUUAUUUCCCCUGUAAAAUAUAACACCUGCUUGAUGACAUGUUAGAAUUAUUGUUAAAUAUCAAAUUAUGUGAUAAAUGUUCAAGUAUUUGUCAAAUUUUAACUUAAUAUCUUGUCAUUUUAUAAAACUGUUUCCAUAGUAACAAAAGUGCAAUGUUAAAUUGUUAAGUUUUUUUGUACACUAUGUAUAUAAUUGCCUAGAAAUGUUUUUAUUGUAAUUAUUCAUUCAUUUUGUAAAUGAACAUGUCAUAACAAUGAUUGUUUUAAUUAUAUAAUGGCCCCAGAUUUCAAAUGUUUUCAAACAGAUUAAAAACAUUUUUUCACGGCAGUAAGAUUGUUUUACUGGCAGUUUGAUUUGGAAUAAAGUUCCAAUAAAAGUAUUGUUUAUUUUUUACGAGUUAUUUAAGAUUUAGUGUCUAAUUUGAUUAAAUUCCAAUAAAAAUAUUGUUAAUUUUUUACAAGUUCUAAUACAUGUAUGGUCAAAAUGGAAUAAAAUCAAUAUCUAACUGUUAAAACUUAUUUCAUCAUUUCUUUUUAAGAAUAAAAAUUGUCACUUAAAGUAAAUUUUUUGGGGUUCUUUUCAACUUUUAUGAUUUGAGCAUCACUGAUGAAUCUUUUGUAGAUGAAACACACGUCUUCAGUUAAAUAUUUUAAUCCUAGUAUAUAUGAUGAUUUUAUUUAUAUACAAAUUAACAGGUUGAGUUUACAUAAGAAGUAUAUAUAUGAAGUUGACAAUCUAUUUGCCUGUUGUGUUGUUAGUUAACUGUCACACAGUUGUUAUUCACCAAGAUAUUCUCGUCUCACCUAGACUUCUGGUUGAGAUGAGUACAUGCCACCACUUCAGUGCUUUUUAAAACUUUUUAAACAAUUUUCGUUGGAUAUUGAAAUUGUAAAUUAAAUUAGAGUACAAAAUUUACAAAGGAGCAAGAUCGUUAAUUUAGAUAUAUGUAUCAGGUAUCAAAAUUCCAGUCCUUAUUAUUGCGUCAGUUGCAUAAUUGGCAUGAGUAAAAAACCUUGCAAUAAUUUCUGAAUUUACAGAAGUUGGUUUGAUAUCUUGUGUGGAGUUUCUUUCUUCAUGAAAUCAGUGCCACUUUUAGUUUUCAUGGGUUGGGGAUAUUUUCUAAUGGAAUUAUUGGUGCAAUUUAUAUUUUAUUUUAUAUUUUCAUUCUGCUUGAUGACAGUCAUGGAGAAACUAAAUGUUUUUAUAUAUAAUGCAUCAGUUCUAUUGUUUGUUUAAGUAAAAGUUCCUUUGCUGUAUUUUUUUUCUUCUGAAAAUAAAAACAAAAAAAGAACAUUGUAGGGUGAAGGUUGACAUUAUUUCCAGGAAGACUUCAACAAUUAUUUUAUGCAAAUUUAUGUUAGUUCUGUAUGAGUGCUUUCAAAAAUAUUUAUAGAGGUUGCCAUAGAAUAGUUUUAAGCCAACCAUUGGGUCUUAAUGUUUUUGUAAAGUGACGAGUUUCUUGUACAUUUUUUGGGACCAUCCAGUUACUUCAAAGAUGAGGAAUGCUUGUAGCUUUUGAAUUUUGAGUUUUGGAGUUGCUGGAAUAAUUUACAUAUACGCAAAUGCAUAUUUAUUGAAAGUUUUGUUCGUAUGAUUUCCUAUAUACCAGUAUUUAAUGGGAGUAUAUCACUAUAUUCUCUUAUGAAUCCAUUUCAUAUCUGUAAAUUGGUAAUUGUGUGCUUGCACUAAAAAAUUGAUUUUGGCCAAGUGUUUAAUUCUUGUUAAUUUUGUGCAACAAGGAAAAACUCUGCUACAAAGAAUCCCGUCAAUUCAUUUAUUUUAUGCAUGAAUGAGCACAUGUAGUUAGAAGUUUAAUAGGCACCUGAUUUUAGACCAUUUAUCAUUUCAGACUGAAAAUCGUGUUUCGUUAUCAUCGUUUAUCUCCCUUGUAGAUUGAAUCAGCCAAUCAGAAUCAUGCAUAUAAAGUGUUGCACAUAUAUGUUACCUUUAUGAUAAAAGUUAUGAAUAUAUGUAAUAAUGAUGAAUGAAUGUUAUAGAAUUGUUAUACUAUAUGAUGUGUUAAUACUAUGACAUGCAAAAAGUAAUAAAUUUACUACAAAUUAGAA